AUGCGAAGUCGCUGUAAGGAACUUUUUACUCCUGGUAAAUGUGUGUCAAUAGAUGAACGUAUGGUUAAGUCUAAGGGUAGGUUCUUCUUCAAACAAUAUAUAACGAAUAAUCCCACUAAAUGGGGUUUCAAACUUUGGGUUCUAGCUGAUUCUGCUACAGGCUACAAUUGGGAUAUGGUGGUUUAUACUGGUAAAAGCAGAAAGGAUGAUUGGGAUGAUUUCAGUGUUGUUGAUAAUAGUUUUGAAGGGAUAGAAAGAGGACUUGGUAGAGCUAAGGCUUUUAAUGAAAACCCCAAUCCAGAAAAUGCAGGAAAUCUCAUCAACCAAUUAGCUGCCAGAGUUGUUAUUAAUUUAACAAAACCUCUGGUAAACAGGGGGUAUGUUCUUUUUGCUGAUAACUUUUAUUGCAGUGUCCCAUUGUUCCAAUAUUUGACUUCAGUUGGUAUAAAUGCUGUUGGUACUGUAAGGGAAAAUUCCUCAUCCUUUCCUGAGGUAAUGAAAAAUAGGCAGUCUUGGGGGAAGAAACUUGAUCGAGGAACAAUAAGGUAUAUUAGAAAUGGGGAAAAGCCGAAUGAUGUGUUGCUUGUACAGUGGGUUGAUAGGAAUGUUGUCUCUGAUCUCUCCACCUACCAUUCUGCCAAUGAUUAUGAUUAUUGUACAAGGAAUACAAAGGUUGAUGGAAGUCAUAAAAAGGUUAAGGUUUUGAGGCCUAAAUGCAUUUCAGAUCAUAACAAAGAUAUGAAUGGUGUAGAUUUGUCUGAUCAGAUGUACCAUAUGUAUUCUGUUCAAUAUAGGACUAAAAAGUUUUGGAAAACAUUAUUCUUUCAUUUUGUUGAUAUUUGUGCUUGGGAUGCAUAUGUGUUUUGGAGAGAGCUUAGAAACCCAACCCCUGAGCAGAAAAUGCCUAAGAACUAUUCUUUUCUUGAUUUUAAAAAGGAUUUAGCCCUUCAGCUUGCUUUUGUUGAGCAGAAAGCCAUUAGAGCCGAACAUUAG
Rhopilema esculentum is the source of this 993-nucleotide messenger RNA. The record is from RefSeq and is a predicted model, not a curated record. NCBI's taxonomy places the organism in Eukaryota, Metazoa, Cnidaria, Scyphozoa, Rhizostomeae, Rhizostomatidae.